Prorocentrum cordatum is the source of this 309-nucleotide messenger RNA. The record is from the annotation of a GenBank genome assembly. Lineage: Eukaryota; Dinophyceae; Prorocentrales; Prorocentraceae.
AGGUGGCGCUGGCCCCUCGACCGCGUGGUGCUGCAGUCGGCGGCCGGCGAGCUGCUCGGUGACGCCGACGAGGCGCCCCUGGGCGCCAGCUGGUCCGUCGACGCUUCGCUGUCGCCCUGGGUGGCAGAGGCCAGCGUGCAGAUGGCCGUGCUGCCCGACGAGGCGGCGGCUGCCGACGGGCUGCCGACGGCGGCCGUCACCGCGCGGCUGCGGGGCGGGGAGCACGCGACGGUGGGCGCGCUGCGGGCGCAGCUGGAGGCCGUGCUGGGCGUGACUCACCGCCUCUUCAUGGCGCACCCGCAUCCCGAG